This is a messenger RNA of Olea europaea var. sylvestris, 1525 nucleotides long. RefSeq names its product probable BOI-related E3 ubiquitin-protein ligase 2. Bases 228 to 1172 code for a protein of 314 amino acids. Gene Ontology annotation, molecular function: ubiquitin-protein transferase activity. The record is from RefSeq and is a predicted model, not a curated record. Gene Ontology annotation, biological process: regulation of programmed cell death. NCBI's taxonomy places the organism in Eukaryota, Viridiplantae, Streptophyta, Magnoliopsida, Lamiales, Oleaceae. The transcript has 3 exons.
UCUCUCUAAUACAACAACCUUUUUCUCUCUCUAUCCUUAAAGCCAAACCAAACCCUUAAUAAACCCCACCCAUUUUGGCCUGCAAUUUUCCAUUUAUGAAUGCCAUUUUCCUUUCAUCCAUUCCUUGAACUUUCCACCACCGCACAAAGACAGAUAAAGAUUAAUCAUACAUAUAGGAAGAUCUGCUUAGUAAUAAUAGAAAACCCAAGAAAUUUUCAUAGAUAUUAAUGGCUGUUGAAACUCGGCACCUGACUCUUUUUCCUCCGCAGAUUCUUAGCAAUAAAGAAAUGGCGAUGAAUGGUAUUGAAGGGAAUGGGAACAUGUAUAGUACUGCUUUUGAAUACGGAAUGGUGGCUCCGUUAUCUGGAACUACGACGGUGACGGAGACUGUGCUUCCGAUAUAUGGUUCAAUGAUUAGUGAUUCGGCUCCUGUGAAGACUGUUACAAUGAAAUCGGACAGUGGUCGCACGUAUGCGGUUCCUAUUUCUAGAAAGCGUUCAAGAGAUGAAAUCAAUCUUCAGAAUGCAAAUAACCGUUUCGGUUCCUUCACUUUUCUUGGGGAAGAUAUUUCUUUUCAGAUUCAACAACAGCAAUCAGAAUUCGAUAGAUUUAUUGCUCAACACAUGGAUAAAGUGAGGAUGGAAAUUGAAGACAGGCGGAAGAGAUAUUCUCAGAUAUUAGCGGUGGCAGUUGAAGAAAACAUAAUGAAAAAACUGAAAUCCAAGGAGGAAGAAGUUGAGAAGAUUGGAAGAUUAAAUUGGGCGUUAGAAGAGCGAGUGAAGUCUCUCUGUGUGGAGAAUCAAAUAUGGCGAGAUUUAGCUCAGACAAAUGAAGCCACAGCAAAGGCCUUGAGAUGCCAUCUCGAACAAGUCCUCACUCAAGUUAAGGACGAAAAACAACAGCGCCACUGCGUCGACGACGCUCAGUCAUGCUGCGGCAGCAACUUCGACGAAAUCGACCGACGCGAGUGCUCCUCACGUGAAUUUGUCAACAACCCUGUAGUGAACAACAAGAACAGGAUGUGCAGGCGUUGUGGAAAAGAGGAAUCAUGCGUGUUGCUUCUGCCAUGCCGGCAUCUCUGUCUCUGCACUGUUUGUGGAUCGUCCCUCCAUACUUGCCCCAUAUGUAACUCCACCAAAAACGCCAGUGUCCACAUUAAUCUUUCCUCCUGAAAUUCAGAUACUCCUUUUCAGCUAUUCCAAUAAAAAUCACAAAGACGUUAUCAGUAACAUUUCAAAUCUUCAUCUUUUUUCCAUUUAAUUCAUCUCUGUAAUUAAUCUCGAUAUUCAACAAGUUUUUAUCAGAAUCGUUGAUUACUUGAUUUUGUGUUAAGUUUUGGCGGGGACGCAAGUUAGCACAUUACAAGCGCAAGUUAGCAGAAUAGGUAGGUCAAGCGUGUAGGAUUGUGUGAAGUCAACUUUGGGGACGAAAGUAAAAAUGUGAAGAAAAAAAAAAGGGUGUCCUGCGAGCUAAUGUUGCGUUUUACUGUUUACUUUAUGAAAAGUGAGUUUAUGAAGCUAAGAAA